Messenger RNA from Ipomoea nil (Japanese morning glory), 1215 nucleotides. RefSeq lists its product as uncharacterized. The record is from RefSeq and is a predicted model, not a curated record. Bases 1 to 1215 code for a protein of 404 amino acids. NCBI's taxonomy places the organism in Eukaryota, Viridiplantae, Streptophyta, Magnoliopsida, Solanales, Convolvulaceae. The transcript has 3 exons.
AUGGUGGUCCCCCGAUGGCGUUUGCGGUUCAACGUGGUGGCGGCAGAAAUCAACGUAGUGGUGGAAGAGGCUAGCAGCAAGGUGGCCGCGGCCGUAGCAAUAACGGAGGAGGUAAUCCGGUCACAUGUCAAAUUUGUAGAAGGACCCGUCACGAAGAGGUUUCAUGUUACAAUCGAUGAUUAUUCUCGUUUCACAUGGCUUUUCCCUAUGAAAUUGAAGUAUGAUCUUUAUGCCAUAUUUGAUAAGUUUCGCAUACUUGUUGAAAGGCAAUUAGAUGUCCAUAAUGCAUUCUUGAAUGGUAAUCUUGCUGAAACUGUUUAUAUGAAGCAACCUCCUGGAUAUGUUGAUACUGAUUUUCCAUCUCAUGCCUGCUUGCUAAAGAGAUCUCUAUGUGGAUUAAAGCAGGCCCAUAAAGCCUGGUUUAAUCGUUUGCAUGCCUUUUUAUUAUCAGUUGGUUUUCAAGCAUCCAAAAUAGAUGUUUCUCUAUUCUUUUAUUCUAAGGAUUCUGCCUUAGUCUAUCUAUUGGUUUACGUGGAUGACAUUCUUUUAAUGGGAAGCGAUCAGGUUCUAGUUUCCCAUUUAAUAUCAAAACUAUCAAAUGCUUUAAAAAUCAGGGAUCUUGGUGAGCUAAAUUUGUUUAUGGGUAUUGAGACUGUUAAAUGCAAUGAUGGUAUUAUUUUAUCUCAGCAAAGGUAUAUGAAUGAUAUUCUUAAACGUGCUGGAAUGGCUGAGUGCAAACCUCUUUCUACUCCUAUCCCUGUUUUGAAACUUGAUCCAUUCAGUGUAGAUUCAUAUGAUGAUCCUACACAAUACAGGAGUCUUGCGGGGGUUUUACAAUAUCUCACAGUCACGCGCCCUGAUUUAUCCUUUGCAGUCAAUCAGCUCUGUCAACAUAUGCAUGCCCCCACCGUAUCACACUGGGAACAACUCAAGCGUGUGGUCAGGUAUGUCAAGGGCACUCUCGGCCUCGGGUUGCACAAUCGACAGUCCAGUUCAAAGGAAAUUCAUACCUUUUCUGAUUCGAAUUGGGCUGGUUGUCCAGAAGAUCGUAAGUCCACGAGUGGGUAUGCAGUGUUUUUGGGCACUAAUCUUAUAUCUUGGGUUUGCAAGAAACUGAGAACCGUUGCUAGAUCCUCCACUGAAGUUGAAUAUAAAGCUCUAGCUAAUGUUUGUGCUGAGAUUUUAUGGAUCAUGUCAUUAUUACGAGAGAUAUAG